Heterotrigona itama is the source of this 2695-nucleotide messenger RNA. The record is from the annotation of a GenBank genome assembly. NCBI's taxonomy places the organism in Eukaryota, Metazoa, Arthropoda, Insecta, Hymenoptera, Apidae.
CCUCUUUUUGAGGUUAUGUUUCUUUCGGAGCUUGAAAUGAAUAUCGAUCAAUUAUUCGAAUCAAUCUACGUCGUUCGACAACUAUAUGCGCGAGUUGGAUGCUCUUCGUAAGAAUCGACUGUAUUCGAUAGUUGACAUCUUCGGUAAAACUGUUAUCUUUCCGUACGCGAUAACGUAGCAUGUAUCGCGCAGUUGAGGUUAAGUCACCCGUACAAGCGUACAGGAGUUACUCUCGCAAUUUCGAGCGAUCUGUUCAUGACUUGAAACUUUGGAUCUGUUCACGACUCGGCUCGUGUCGUCUUAUUUGAAAUAAUCGUACGUUUCGAACGUUCGUAUCGACUUGGAAUUUAAGGAGACAAAUAAUGGACGAUUCGUAUAAAUCACACAUAUUCGUUUUGUUUCGUUCAAUUUCGACAGGGAUUUCGCUUUAAACUCGCUAUAGAGAGACAUCGAUUUACAUUUGUAGGAAUUUAUUAGGAACAUUUUUUUUUUUAUCUCUUUCUGCGUAAUUGACCAGAAUCAAACAUAGACGACAUCUAUACUAUUUUGGAACAACUAUUGUAAUUGCUUCAGUGUUCCUUUCUCCACUGUUAAAAGUAUAACAGUGCAUUGUGAUUUUUCAUUUAAGCGUGGAAAAGAAAUGAUGAGAUCAUUCGUUAGAUCCGAGUGACGUAUUCACGUGUCAAUACCAUAAAGGAACAAAUAACAUUUAGACUGAGCGCUGUGAUAUAAUACUAACAAUGGAUCAAGAUGUGUUAACGGUCUUAAAGCUAUUAAUGAUAGGAGAAUCAAAUGUUGGAAAAUCUAGCAUACUCCUUAGAUUUACUGAGGAUGAAUUUCAUGAAAAUAUGCAAAGCACAGUCGGCAUGGACUACAGAACUAAACAAGUCACAAUUGAUGGCAAUACAGUAAAACUUGCAAUAUGGGAUACUGCCGGCCAAGAACGUUUUCGUACUUUAACACCUAGUUACUACAGAGAUGGUCAAGGUGCUAUAUUAGUGUAUGAUGUUACAGAUAGAGUUACCUUUAUGAAAUUAGAAACAUGGCUUAAUGAGUUGAAUACAUAUUGCAAUAAGACAGAUAUCAUUAAAAUGGUAGUGGGUAAUAAGAUAGAUUUACCAAACAGAGAAGUAAGCACUGAAGAAGGCCUACAAUUUGCCAGAAGACACCAAACCUUAUACAUUGAAAGCAGUGCCAAAACAGCAGAUGGAAUUAAAUGUUGUUUCGAGGAACUUGUACAAAAGAUAAUACAAACACCUGGACUUUGGGAUCGACAUUCUCUUAUUAAUUCAUACGGUAAUGGUAAUAUGGGAGGUGUAAGACACAGAGGUCAAAGAGGAAUACAAUUGGCAGAUGAUACUCACCUACAUAAUAGACCUUCAAAUUGUUAUUGCAAGAAAUUUUCUCUGAAUCAUAUUCAACAUGUUCAUCAUCAACAGAAAUUUUACAAACAACCAAAUUAAAUGUUGUGCUAACUAAUAAAGGACUUCAAAUAUAUGGAACAUGGAGUACAGAGAAAUUAUUGAAAUUACUAACAAACAGACUUAAACAAUGUAUUCGUGUGCAGUCAGAUGCAUUGAAAAAUAUUUCUAGUGAUGUUGCAAAUGAUAAAAGAUUAUUGAUUUCUAUCUAUAGUGGCUUAUAUAGUAUUCAUGUUUUAAAGGAAUUAAGAAAGAAAGGUAUGUCUAUACAUAACAUCAUAAAAGCAAUGAAACUAGGACUCAUCAGUCUUAGUUAUUGUGAACUUUAUUAUUUUAAAGAAUUUAAUGUAGAACCAUAUAGUCUGGAGUUCAAAGAAAUGUGGACCACUAAAUUUAAUGAUGAGUUGAUUUUAAAUUUAAGAGCUACAGGUUUAGAUGAUAUGAAUUGUUGGAAUAUUAUUGUACACGGAGUAGCACUUCAAACUCCAAGUAUUCUUUGUUAUUUAACUUUAAGCGGCAUUGAUAUUCCUGGAAUUUUAAACUGGCAAUCUCCUGUUAAUUCUGCAUCUUUUAAAAUAAUUAAAUUUUUGAAGCUCAUUGGAAUAGAAGAAAAUGUCGUACAAUUAGUAGAACAAUAUGGAAUUGAUGAAGAAACUGAACAAAUGUUAGUUGACUUGGGCUUUAAUGCAAUGGAAGAAAAAUUACCAAUUUUGGAGGAAUUAAUAUGCGAAUGUAGUUUAACUAUAUUGGAACCAAUCGAUCGUUGUCUAGAAAUAACGCAAAAAAUCUGCAAGACAAAUUCUAGAACCAGUUCUAGUUUUACUAGUAUACCAGAAUAUUACCAACAGUGUGCUUGUCAAUGUCAUAUUUUAGCAAGAAAUAAAACAGUAUAUGAAUUAACUGCACAACGAAAUGAUUACUUAAGACGAAAUGUUAUGGUGCCAUUAUCAUGGGCAAUGGCUAAGACUCUAGAAUACAAGCCAUCAGACCCAAUACAUUUCAUGGGAUAUAAAUUAUUGCAAUGGAUUUUCAGCAAUGUUCCCAAAAACAAAAAGAACAAACUUCAGCAAUUAAUUGCGCUAUCUACUAUAGAAAUGGAUCGUAAACUUGUUGAGAAGAAACAUUUAGAAAAAGAAGAACACAUAAAAAAUCUAAAUGAAGAAACCAUGAAAAAUAUUCCUUAUAUUUGCAAAGACUAUCAAGAAUUAUAUCGUAUUAAAAAACAAUGUUGGAAAUAUCUAUGGAAACCACUUAAAAAAUUUGAAAGUUGUUAA